CCCACCUCCCACCUCCCACCUCCCACCCCCGCCUCACCAUCAACCUCCCUGUCAAGUCCCAUAUCGCUGCCCUCAUAGCUCCAUCCAAUCGCUCCAGAGAUUUCCUCCGCCGUGUGCGCCCAACGAGGCAAACAUUCGACCAGGAAAAUUCAGCGCACCAUGGGGAUCCCGUUCCUCGUGUCGAUCGAUUCGCAAACCCUAUCAUCCCUCUCAUCCCCCGCCUCCGCAACAGGUCUCACUCUGACACAGAUCUCCUAUUUCGGUCGAGUUCUCCUCAAAGCAUGUAGUCUGGAUCGUGCUAUUGCAUUUAUUGGACGUUCCUCUUCUCUUCUGGAUAUCUACAUUGAUGCAACUGCCAUCGAAUCUGCCGGGGACGUAGUUGACAUCCUCAACGCAGGCGCGUCAAAAGCCUUGGUUACGCCAGCCCAAUUGGACACCUUAUCAACGGAACAGGCGGUCCCCUCGUCGAGGCUAAUCGUUUAUCUCUCAUCUGCGAAGGAGGUUACGGAGCUGCAGAGCUGGGUUGCGGAGAGUGUUGAACGGAGGAAUAUCGGUGUCCAUUGCGCACUUUCUCCGGCCAUAGAUGCCCUCGUGUCAGAACUGGGUGAUAAAGGCAUUGUCAAGGAAGUUUACCGGUCGUAUGACGGCGGCGCGGCGGCUAUACAGGCGACUUUGAUUUCGAGUCAGGCGGAAAAUGCUGUCAAUAUUGUUCCAUCAACAGCCAUAUCCCUUGAUAAGGAUGACGCAUCUUCUCUCGCAAAGCUUCUGGUUGCAAGGGCCACCCCAGACGCUACUACAGGUCUCUAUACUACAGUAGUGACGGAUGAGAGGGGAAUUGCAUUAGGCCUGGUUUACAGCAGUGAAAAUAGUAUUUCCGAGGCGUUGAAGACGGGCACUGGUGUGUACCAGAGCAGGAAACGCGGCCUCUGGUACAAGGGUCAAUCGAGUGGGGAUACACAAGAAUUGGUCAGAAUUGAUUUCGACUGUGAUAGUGACUGCUUACUCUUUGUUGUAAAGCAGAAAGGGAAAGGAUUCUGUCAUUUGGGAACAGCCAGCUGCUUCGGCCAGUACAGAGGGCUGUCUCGUCUUCAGAAGACCCUACAAGCUCGUAAGGAGGAUGCACCGUCUGGUUCUUACACUGCUAGACUCUUUAAUGAUCCGAAGCUCGUUCAGGCGAAGAUCAUGGAGGAGGCUGAGGAGCUGUGCAAUGCUACUUCAAAGGAGGAGGUAGCAUUUGAAGCAGCUGACCUAUUGUAUUUUGCUUUGACCAAGUGUGUCGCUGCUGGCGUGACCCUGGAAGAUAUCGAGAGAAAUCUUGAUCUGAAAAACCUGAAGGUGAAACGCAGACGAGGCGAUGCCAAACAAGGCUGGGCUGAAAAAGUUGGCCUUUCAUCGGCAAAGGAAGAGCAAAAGAAAACCGUUGAACGUGCCACAGAUGGUGAUAAAGCUAUGGGCGAUCCUACUCGCAAGAUUGAGAUGCAGCGCAUUGUGACUGCAACUGCCACCCAAGAGACUAUAGAGGACGCUUUGCAACGCCCGUCGCAAAAAUCAAAUGACGCUAUCGUGGCUCUAGUUAAACCAAUCAUUGAGGACAUUCAGAAGAACGGGGACGCAGCAGUCUUGAAAUAUACUCACAAAUUUGAAAAAGCUACCUCGCUCACCUCUCCCGUCCUGAAAGCGCCAUUCCCAGAGGAGCUGAUGCAGAUUAGCCCAGAGACUGCCAAGGCGAUUGAUGUGAGCUUUGAGAACAUCCGCAAGUUCCACGCUGCGCAAAUGGAUGACAAGCCAUUACAUGUCGAGACAAUGCCUGGUGUCAUUUGUUCACGAUUCUCUCGUCCAAUCGAGAGAGUUGGCCUGUAUGUCCCCGGUGGAACGGCAGUUCUCCCAUCCACCGCAAUGAUGCUUGGUGUUCCCGCCAUGGUAGCCGGAUGCAAGAAGAUCGUUCUAGCCUCCCCACCACGAGCCGACGGUAGCAUCUCGCCAGAAAUUGUAUACAUCGCGCACAAAGUCGGGGCAGAAAGCAUUGUGCUUGCCGGUGGCGCGCAGGCAGUCGCGGCCAUGGCGUACGGAACCGAGAGCGUCAGCAAGGUCGACAAGAUCCUAGGCCCGGGCAACCAAUUCGUAACCGCCGCGAAGAUGUUGGUUUCAAACGACACCUCAGCCGGUGUCAGCAUUGACAUGCCAGCAGGCCCCAGUGAAGUUCUCGUCGUCGCUGACAAGGAUGCUAACCCGGCCUUUGUCGCCUCCGAUCUCCUUAGCCAGGCAGAGCACGGUGUCGACUCCCAAGUUAUCUUAAUCGCUGUUGACCUUGAUGACAGCCAUCUGAAAGCGAUCGAGGAUGAGUUGCACGCGCAAGCUAUGGCUCUGCCACGCGUAGACAUUGUACGCGGUGCCAUUGAUCACUCCGUCACCUUUGUCGUCAAGGAUGUCGAGGAAGCUCUUGCAUUGAGCAAUCGGUAUGCGCCCGAACAUCUUAUCUUACAACUGAAGGAUGCAGCGGAUGUUGUUCCCCUUGUCCAAAAUGCGGGCAGUGUCUUCAUCGGCGAGUGGACACCAGAGAGCGUUGGAGAUUAUUCGGCUGGUGUCAACCACUCUCUUCCAACCUACGGAUAUGCCAAGCAAUACUCUGGCGUCAACCUCGCCUCAUUCGUCAAACACAUCACCAGCUCCAAUCUCACAGCUGAGGGAUUACGCAAUGUGGGCGGGGCGGUUAUGCAACUGGCGUCAGUGGAAGGGUUGGAUGCCCAUCGUCGCGCUGUCAGCAUUCGCAUUGACCACAUGAAUCGUGCUAAGAAAUGAGAAACGCAAGUCCUUUUUUGACUUGAUGCCUGGGCAUAUGUGAUAAUGUGGCUAUUAGCUUUUCGGCAUAUCUCGUUUUUACUUUCCGGGUGGCUCUUUUAUUUUCUCUUUGCUCUCUCUAGCAUUUCUUUUAUUUAUUAUGAACUAUCUUCUUUUCUUCUUCUCGGGUCGUGACUAGAUGGGUGGCAAGGGAAAAAUGAUAUUUAAAAAGGAGGUACCAGGAAACGAGAAAAUAUAAAAGCUAGUGGGAUGAAAAACAUGGGAGGUAACAGCGAUGAAUUGAUUUAUAUUGUGAGCCAUUGGUUUUAUAGAUAAUUAACUAUUGCCAAGAAUGGUAACGUUAACUAUUCAUAUUGUUCAGAAAAGUGACUGACCAGUA
Molecule: messenger RNA, 3178 nt
Organism: Blastomyces gilchristii SLH14081
Lineage: Eukaryota; Fungi; Ascomycota; Eurotiomycetes; Onygenales; Ajellomycetaceae
Product: histidine biosynthesis trifunctional protein
Exons: 3
Coding region: 160-2799 (879 amino acids)
Biological process (GO): L-histidine biosynthetic process
Cellular component (GO): cytoplasm
Molecular function (GO): histidinol dehydrogenase activity; NAD binding; phosphoribosyl-AMP cyclohydrolase activity
Source: RefSeq, a predicted model, not a curated record